UUUUUCUCAUCGAUCAGGUUCUUCAUGUGUUGGGCGUGGAUGCAAGAUUCAUCAUCAUACACGCGUUCACGACAACUCGUACGAAGGUCGACGACCGUUGUUCGUUUAAAAUCAUCGUUCAAACAAUGACCAUAAUGCGAAUUUUGAAAUAUAACUGAUCCAUGACUACAAUGAGAAUCUGAAGAAAGUAAUGGUGUACUUUCCGAUCCGCUAUCAUGUUGCUUUUAAAUAUAUUAAAAAAAAAAAAACAUGUCCAUCGCAGUGAACAGUCUAUCAGUGGAGACCAAAGUGUACGAAGGCCAAAAGCCGGGUACGUCUGGACUUCGAAAAGCUGUUCGAAUUUUUCAACAGGAACAUUACACUGAAAAUUUUGUCCAAGCGAUACUCGAUGCUUUGGGUUCCCAAUGUGUCGGAUGUACUCUUGUUGUUGGUGGUGAUGGACGUUAUUAUGGGAAAGAUGCUGUUAAAAAGAUUAUUAGAAUCACUGCGGCCAAUGGGGUAAGAAGGUUAAUAGUUGGACAAAAUGGGAUCCUUUCUACACCAGCUGUAUCUGCUAUAAUACGUAAAUACAAAACACAAGGAGGAAUAGUGUUAACGGCAUCGCAUAAUCCUGGUGGUCCUAAUGCUGAUUUUGGAAUAAAAUUUAAUUGUGAAAAUGGAGGACCUGCCCCAGAUGGAGUAACAAAUGAAAUUUAUGAAAUCACUAAAACGCUCAAAAGUUAUAAAAUAAUACCUGAGAUAAACGUAGAUAUUGAUAAAAUUCAAAACGUUUCUAUUCAAGUUGACGGGAAACCAUUUGAUAUUGAUAUAAUAGAUUCUGUAAAUGAUUACUUAGAGCUUAUGAAAAACAUUUUUGAUUUUGCUAGUAUUAAAAGUUUAUUGCAAGGAAGCAAACAAAGACCAGCUUUCAAGGUCCUUAUUAAUGGAAUGAAUGGAGUUACGGGACCUUAUAUAAAACGUAUAUUCAGUGAUGAAUUAGGUGUGGAUAAUUCAAGUCUUGUUAAUAUAACUCCAUUAGAAGAUUUUGGGGGACUUCAUCCUGAUCCAAAUUUAACUUAUGCAAUAGAUUUGGUAAACGCCAUGAAAAAUAACCCUAAAAAUGAUUUUGGAGCUGCUUUUGAUGGAGAUGGAGAUAGAAAUAUGAUACUAGGAAAAAAUGCAUUCUUUGUAACACCUACUGAUUCAUUAGCAGUAUUGUCUGCUAAUUUGAAAUUAAUUCCUUAUUUUCAAAAGACCGGCGUUAAAGGUUAUGCAAGAUCUAUGCCAACAGGUGCUGCUGUAGAUAGAGUAGCUCUUAAAGGUGGAGUUACAUGUUUUGAAGUACCUACUGGUUGGAAGUAUUUUGGAAAUUUGAUGGAUGCUGGUCGUCUAUCACUUUGUGGAGAAGAAAGCUUUGGUACAGGCUCUGAUCAUAUACGCGAAAAAGAUGGUAUAUGGGCUUGUCUUGCAUGGCUCAAUGUUAUCGCAAAGCUUGGGAAAUCUGUUCAAGACGUAUUAUUAGAUCAUUGGAAAAGUUAUGGACGCAAUUUCUUUACAAGAUAUGACUAUGAGAAUUGUGAAGUAGAAAAUGCAAAUAAAGUGAUGCAGGAGGUCGAAACUGCAAUUCAAAAAGCAGGAUUUGUUGGUACAACAUUAUCCUCUGGAAAUAAAACUUAUACUGUCAAACUUGCAGACAAUUACUCAUAUACUGAUCCUAUUGAUGGAAGUCAAGCCAAUAAACAGGGCCUACGGAUAUUAUUUGAAGAUGGUUCUCGUAUAAUAUAUCGUUUAUCCGGAACUGGAAGUUCGGGAGCAACGAUUCGUUUAUAUAUUGAUAGCUAUGAAAAUGAUCCAUCUGUUUAUGAAAAAGAUGCUCAACAAAUUUUAAAACCGUUAGUUAACAUUGCAUUAGAUUUAAGUAAAUUAUCUCAGCAUACUGGACGCGAUGCGCCAACUGUCAUUACAUAAAGAGGUAAUGCAUAUUGUUCUCAUUACAAUAUUUCUAGGUUACAGUUUUACUCAUAAUUUCAUAAUAAAAAAGUAAAACUGUUUGUGAAUAUAAAACAACUUGUGCCAUUUUAUUAUUAUAAUUAGGACGGAUUAACAUGGGAAAAUUUCAUUGUCCAUUAUUUAGUAAUCUUUCCAUUUUUAUACAGAUUUUUACUUACAUUAAUAUAAAAGCAAUAUAUUAAUGUCUUGUUAUAAUAGCACACUAUUCAUAUAGUGUCAUAAUCAUUGUGUUAAUGUAUCAUUAAACUUAAAACUUAAUGAGUAAAGGUAUUAAUGAUACUAUAACUUAGAUACAUUUUUCGAAUUAAACAAUUUCUUAAACCAAAUAAAAAUUAGGGAAAAAAGAAAACAAUAGAAAUGUUUUGUUACAAUAUAAAAAUAAUCUCAUAACAUCGUACUACUGCAAAAUUAUUCUACUAUUCUUUUAUUUAGCUUUUAUUAUAUUGGUAUGCACAUAUUUAAAAAUAUUAAUUUUAUAAAACAAAUAAGUUUUAUAUUAAUAUAGAAGAAGUCGACACUAAAAUUCGCAUUUUAAUACAAAUCUCAUUAAUUAUAUUCAAUUAAUAACCGUUGUACAUAAGUAAUGUAAUGUAAAUUUCUUGGUGUAAAUUUUGAUUAUAUUAGUAGUGAUUGCUACUAGUGAUAUAUGAUUAGUAAAUGGUUCAAUGACAUCUGACACGGAUAUUAAGUUUAAAUUAUACUAUAUCUUCUUACAAAACCAAUAAAAAUACAUUUAUGAAUAAAUAUAUACUGAAAGAUGAACACACAGUUACUAUAAAAAGCAUUAAUUAUGAAAGUUGAAAAUAUAUGUAAAAGUAUCUUACGGGAUGAAUAGUAAAAUAUAUAUUUUCCUCUAAUAAUUAAUUCAUAUUUUGUGAUAGUAUAUAAUACAGACAUAAAGUUAUAAUUGAUACAUAGAUUCUAUUAACUAUAAAAACUGCACUCAAUGCACUAUUAUUUAAUCGUUACAACAAUAAUAAAGUUAAAACCGUGUUACUUGUCAGUUUACUAAAUCAUUUGAACUAAUAUGAACUAUUAAAUCUAUAGAACGUAUAAUUACGUAUUUUGUUUAUUUUAUUGCUGUAUAUUAUAUUAGAUAUUCUUUAUAUAUUAGUAACAAUUAUUUAUGAAUACAAAGUUUUAUGUUGUAUUUAUCAUGCUUCACUUAUGUGAUUAUUUAAAAAAAAAAAAAAAUACAAAAAAAUAAAAAAAAAAAUAAAAAAAAAUAUCCGACACUAUAAUAAUAAAAUAUUAUGUCGGAAUUUGUAUUCUAUUACAACUAUAUUAAUGUCUUGAUAUUGGUCUUGAUAAAGUAAAUGAGACAUAGAAAGAAGCACGAGUAUAUAAAUUGCUUGGACGGUUCUCCAAGGAUUGUGAAAAAGAAAUUUUAUUUCUAUGAUCAAUACGUCAUAAAGCUUGGAGAAACAUAUAUCUUUAUGUAGGUACGAUUCCUAAUCACCGAGAUACUUAGCAUAUAAUGUAUUACAUAUAUUUUGUUAACAUUGAAAUAAUAUUUAUGUCUAUCAAAAAUUAUCGAUGGAAAACGAUAAUCACUGUAUAAAUAAUUUUCCAUUUAUGGAAAAAUCCGUAUAUAUCCGUACUAUUAUAUGUACUAUAGUAAAACAGGAAAAAAUUUUUUUUCUAACAUUUCUAUUACACUUUUCUAAAUUAAAUAAGUAGCUCUUCUGCUUAGUAUCUCACUGGAGUUAAUCGAUAGAGUAGGGUAUGUACAAAAAUAUGUAUAAAAAGAGUAGUAAUGGUCAGGAAAGGAAUUCAUAUAAGAUGAACAAAAUUUGAUUAACUGUUACAAUAUAUAUGUAACAAAAUCUAUGUACCAUAAAGUACAUAGAUUUAGUACAUAGAUAAAGUGUGUAUAAAUGACACAAUUAAUCAACGAAAUAAUAGAUAGUAAUGUAAAUUUUUUGUAGCAAUUAUAAAAAAAUAUGUGAAAACAUUGGUAUAUAACAAUAAUAAUGACAUUUAUAUAUAUUUUUAUAAUAAUAAUAUAUUAUCUUUUUUUUUUAUUAAUAAUAAAUACUAUCUAAAGAAGUAAAACUAAAUUUACAAACAUUUGAAAUUAUUCCUGAGGGAAUGUUCUAGCUUUCAAAAAUACAAUAUUUCGAUGAAACGAACAUGCCAUUUUCAUAUAUUUAUUUUUUCUUCAUAAUUGACAUCAUUAUUAAAUGACAAAAUAUGCAGCAAUACAUAAUUCAGAAGAUAUACAAAAUUAUUCAAACUUAAUAAUGAAAUUAACUACACAUUUUGUGCAAGAUGCAAUUGCCAGUGUUUGAAGAGAUUGUGAGGUGAGAAUUUUGUAAAUAGUAGAAGAAGGAAGGGGGAUACUUGGGGACCUGAGCCGACACAAACUCCCAUUCAGCUUAUUGCCAUUGUCAUAGAGUGUUAUAAAAAAUUUUGGAUGAUUCAUAAACAAAUAAAAUAUAGCAAAAUACCCUAAAUACUCUCUAUGACAUAGCAAUGAUCUGCAGUGCGGUAGCAGUGUCAUAGAGACCAGCAAUGACUGCCGAUUUUACUGUAAAAAUGUUAACUAUAACAUUUGUAUCAUAAUAAAUACUAAUUAUCAUUGUAAGGAAAUAAGCCAGUGGCUAUGCAUUAAGCACGCAAUCUUUGUUUCAACAAUGUGGCCAAAUUAAUUUUGAUUUUGAUAAAUAUCUAUGUUGCAUAUGUGUGCAGUAUGCAAAAUAUGUAGAUCUUUUAGUUUAAACUUUACUAUUGUCAAAUUGUUAUUUGACAUAAAUAAAUCCCUACAAUGAAAUAUAUUGAAAGGAAUGAUUGUGUCAGAAAUAAUACUUGUAAUUAUAAUGAAUAUCUAUUCUAUUUGUAUAAAAUAUUUAAAUCUUUGAUUUUGUACAACGGAAUGUAUAUGAAUGGGUAUAUUUCUUUUUUUUUUAUAACAAUGAGUAUUGAUAAUUUUUGAAGAACUUUAGUGUCGACUAAUUACUAUAUUUUCAACACAAUCACAUAGAAAUGCAAAUAUCAUAUGUAGUAACAUAAAUCAAAUCAAAUGUUUUAUGAUUGUACAUUGUAAUAAUGAAAAAAAUUAAUUUUCAAUAAAUGUUCAGCUUCAUUAAUUAAAAUUUAUAUUUCAAUUCAAAUUUAUUUCAUACUUUCGAUAUAGUUUAUUAAACAAUACAAGUUUAUUACUUAAUAUUAUACAAUGUGUAAAUCAUAAAUCUAUUGAUAUUACAUUUGUGAAAUAUUCAUUUUUAAUUCUUCUUAUUUAACACCAGAUGGAUACACUGUUGUUUCCUCCCCAACGUUGACAAACAUUAAUAUAUGUACUAUUUUAAAAACGUAUAAUUUUUUUUUUAUGUACAAUGGAAAGUAAUAAUUGUUCUAAUAAUUCAGAGAAACUUGGUAGUUUUUGUUCUGAUUGUAAACUAGUUUUAAAAUCUAUAUACAGUUUGGGUAGCGCGUCUUCGAUUAACGAAUGUAAAUCAUUCAAUGAAGAAUCCAAAGAUCGUAAUUCAUUAUUAAACGAAUACAAGCAAAAUCCGAAGCAAGAAAUAAUUAAUAAAAAUAAUGAAAAAUUGAA
Molecule: messenger RNA, 5542 nt
Organism: Vespa crabro (European hornet)
Lineage: Eukaryota; Metazoa; Arthropoda; Insecta; Hymenoptera; Vespidae
Gene: Pgm1
Product: phosphoglucomutase
Exons: 9
Coding region: 250-1947 (565 amino acids)
Biological process (GO): carbohydrate metabolic process
Cellular component (GO): cytosol
Molecular function (GO): phosphoglucomutase activity; magnesium ion binding
Source: RefSeq, a predicted model, not a curated record